Messenger RNA from Euleptes europaea (tarantolino), 750 nucleotides. RefSeq names its product transmembrane p24 trafficking protein 4 (gene TMED4). Gene Ontology annotation, biological process: positive regulation of canonical NF-kappaB signal transduction; Golgi organization; intracellular protein transport. Gene Ontology annotation, cellular component: endoplasmic reticulum; endoplasmic reticulum-Golgi intermediate compartment; COPII-coated ER to Golgi transport vesicle. The record is from RefSeq and is a predicted model, not a curated record. The transcript has 5 exons. NCBI's taxonomy places the organism in Eukaryota, Metazoa, Chordata, Lepidosauria, Squamata, Sphaerodactylidae. The coding region runs from base 1 to 681 and encodes 226 amino acids.
AUGGCGGGCGGCGGACGCUCGGGGCUGCCGGUCGUCGCCGUCCUGUGCUUGGUCGCGCAGUUGGUGGGCCGCGGGGCGCAUGCGCUGUACUUCCACAUAGGGGAGACCGAGAAGCGCUGCUUCAUCGAGGAGAUCCCGGACGAGACGAUGGUCAUCGGUAACUACCGGACGCAGCUGUGGGACAAGCAGGCCGAGACUUUCCUGCCGUCUACGCCGGGGCUGGGCAUGUUCGUGGAGGUCAAGGACCCCGAUAAGAAGGUGGUUCUGUCCAGGCAAUAUGGCUCUGAGGGCCGCUUCACGUUCACGUCGCACACCCAUGGGGAGCAUCAGAUCUGCCUCCACUCCAACUCCACUCGCAUGGCGCUUUUUGCAGGGGGCAAAUUGCGAGUACACUUGGAUAUCCAAGUUGGGGAGCACACCAAUAACUACCCUGAGAUUGCAGCAAAGGACAAGCUGACGGAGCUGCAGUUAAGAGCGAGGCAGCUUCUGGAUCAGGUGGAACAGAUCCAGAAGGAGCAGAACUACCAAAGGUACCGAGAAGAAAGAUUCCGCAUGACCAGCGAAAGCACCAACCAGCGGGUUUUGUGGUGGUCCAUUGCCCAGACUAUCAUCCUCAUCAUCACUGGUGUUUGGCAGAUGAGACACCUCAAAAGCUUCUUUGAGGCCAAAAAACUGGUAUAAGCACUUACGGCAACACAAGCACUUUUAUUAAAAUGUCUCACUGUCCUCCAACUCCCACUGAACUCAUCU